Zychaea mexicana is the source of this 1284-nucleotide messenger RNA. RefSeq names its product WD40-repeat-containing domain protein. The record is from RefSeq and is a predicted model, not a curated record. The coding region runs from base 1 to 1284 and encodes 427 amino acids. The transcript has 9 exons. Gene Ontology annotation, biological process: mRNA splicing, via spliceosome. Gene Ontology annotation, cellular component: U4/U6 x U5 tri-snRNP complex. Gene Ontology annotation, molecular function: U6 snRNA binding; protein binding; U4 snRNA binding. Lineage: Eukaryota; Fungi; Mucoromycota; Mucoromycetes; Mucorales; Lichtheimiaceae.
AUGGAAGAUAAUUCAAAGGCAAAGACACGUGUACACUUCGGCGCAUUAGAUGAACAAGAGAAUGCAAAACGUCUUAAACUGGGCGAGACCGGUGUGCCGACUUUGGCACCAGGCAGCAUUGAUCUCGAUUCGUUAGCCGAUGCCACCGACCUUGACAUGUCUGAAUCGUCUUUGCGAGCGAGACAAGCUGACAAGGAGAUUCUGGAAGAAUUUGAACGACGAAAACGCGCGCGGAAUAUUGCCGUACCAACAGACGAUUCACGCGUUCGUAUGCGACUUCGGGAACUCGAUGAACCACAGUGUCUCUUUGGCGAAGGCCCAGAUGAUCGACGAUCUCGUUUGAGAUAUCUACUAUCUAUCCAAGAAGGCCGUGAAGUUGAAUCUGAAUCAGAAAGUGAAAGUGAAGAAGAAGAGGCAGAAGAAGAAUUCUUUACUCCUGGAUCACAAGAACUGUUGGAAGCACGACGAUGGAUUGCAAAUUAUUCUUUGCCACGAGCAAAGGCACGGAUAGAACGACAGAACGCUGAAGUCGAUAUUCCUUUACCACAAAUAAAAGCGAGCCGCAAAGAACUCCAUUCGAAACUUAAGAAUUAUACCAACUGGGCAUCACAAAUUGCUGACGAACGCCCAGUCGCUCAAUGCGCGUUCACACCUGAUGCUUCAAUGCUUGUCACUGGCGCAUGGUCUGGUGCACUCAAAUUAUGGUCUGUACCGCAGUGUGAGCAAGUUAUGCAAUUUCGAGGCCACACAGACCGUAUUGGUGGUAUCGCUUUCCAUCCCGACUCAACAAUAAGUCGAGAGAAAAGUGUAAUGAAUUUUGCAACAGGUGGUGCGGAUUCCUUAAUCCACUUAUGGAGCUUAGACAAAGAAACACCUUUCUCGACUUUAACUGGCCAUGUGGGCCGUGUAUCUCGUGUGGCUUUCCAUCCUUCUGGACGAUACCUCGGAAGUGCAGGUUUUGAUGGAACGUGGCGAUUCUGGGACGUUGAAAAUGAGACCGAAUUAUUACUCCAAGAAGGUCAUUCAAAGGAAGUAUACGCCAUCGCGUUCCAAUGUGAUGGUAGCCUCGUUGCUACUGGUGGUUUGGAUUGCGUAGGCCGUGUCUGGGAUACGCGGACAGGAAGAUCGGCCAUGACAUUAGAAGGACAUGUGAAGGAUAUUCUUGGUUUGGACUGGUCAUCCAAUGGCUAUCAGCUUGCUUCAGCAAGUGCCGACAACACGGUCAAGGCACUACGGGCUAUGAUGGAUGUGUUAAAAUUUGGUCUGGUGAUGAUUUUCGGUUAA